Messenger RNA from Cheilinus undulatus (humphead wrasse), 3153 nucleotides. RefSeq names its product very-long-chain (3R)-3-hydroxyacyl-CoA dehydratase-like. Gene Ontology annotation, biological process: very long-chain fatty acid biosynthetic process; fatty acid elongation; sphingolipid biosynthetic process. Gene Ontology annotation, cellular component: endoplasmic reticulum membrane. The record is from RefSeq and is a predicted model, not a curated record. Gene Ontology annotation, molecular function: 3-hydroxyacyl-CoA dehydratase activity. The coding region runs from base 109 to 1194 and encodes 361 amino acids. Lineage: Eukaryota; Metazoa; Chordata; Actinopteri; Labriformes; Labridae. The transcript is spliced from 11 exons.
GUUGUGUCGUGUGGGGGGUAGGUAGACUGUUAGAUGAAGUCUCCUCUUUAAAUUUUGUACAUUUCUCUAUUUUUAUGGCAUGUGGAUAUCCAAAAACACGUGGUGACGAUGCAGACCCUCACUCCUCAUGUGUACUGGGCUCAGCGGCACAGAGAGCUUUAUCUCCGGGUGGAACUGAGCGAUGCAAAGAAUCUGGACAUCAGCCUGCAGGAGAACAACACACUGCAGUUUAGAGCACAGGGUCAUGGUGCCAAAGGAGAUAAUGAAUAUGAGUUCAGUUUGGAGUUCCUGGAACCUGUUCAACCUGAGAUUAGUCAUAAGUCCACCCAGCGUCAGGUGGACAUAAAAAUCAGGAAGCAGGAGGAGCGCUGGUGGGACCGGCUUACACUGCAGGAGAAGAAGCCUCUAUUUUUGGCUCCAGACUUUGAUCGCUGGCUAGACGAGUCUGACGCUGAGAUGGAGCUUCAGGCAAAGGAGGAGGAGAGGAUAAACAAGAUAAGCGUGGAGUCAAGAGUUCGUAAAGACCCCUUCCUUGGGUUAAAGAAAGGCUACUUGUUCAUGUACAACCUGGUGCAGUUUUUGGGAUUUUCCUGGAUCUUUGUCAACAUGACUGUCCGUCUCUUCAUCCUUGGCCAAGACUCCUUCUAUGAUACCUUCCAUACCACAGCUGACAUGAUGUAUUUCUGUCAGAUGAUGGCCACGCUCGAGGUCAUUAAUCCUUUACUGGGUCUGGUUAAGACUGGAUUUUUUCCUGCUAUGAUACAGCUAGCCGGGAGGAACGUCAUUCUGUUCGUUAUCUUCGGCAGUCUGGAGGAGAUGCAGAACAAACCUGUCGUCUUCUUCGUGUUCUACCUGUGGAGCACCAUUGAGAUCUUCAGAUAUCCAUUCUACAUGCUGGCCUGCAUCGGCACAGACUGGAAGCUGUUAACGUGGCUCAGAUACAGCCUGUGGAUUCCUCUGUACCCCAUGGGGGUUUUAGCUGAAGCGGUGGCUGUGAUCCAGUCCCUGCCCAUCUUUGAUGAGACUCGUCUCUUUAGUAUCCCUCUCCCUGCCAUGCUGGGUCACUCUUUAAGCUUCUCCUACACCCUGCAGCUCUACCUGGUCCUCAUGUUUCUGGGACUCUUCAUCAAUUUCCGACACCUGUACAAGCAGCGGAGGAGACGGUACCGUCUGAGGAAAAGGAAAGCCCAAUAACUCAUCUCCUUCUUUCUUUAACAACCCUUCUGAACUGCCAUCGACAUACAGAUGAAACCGCAGCCUUUUUUUCCCCUUUUUGCCUUUUCUCAUCCUCCUACACAUGAACACAAACUUAAAUCAUAAUGGGUACUGGUCCUACUAUUCAAGGUCAAAACCUUGCACUGUUUGAGCCAGAGAAUUAGUGCUGCGAGUUUAAGUUUCAAUAGUUUUUUUCUCCUAAAACCUGAAAUAUUUAUGAAGAAGUCUGUUUAUUUUAUUUGGGAAUUCAAUGCCAUUGUUUACUUUUUAAGUGUAAGGGAAAGCUAGUGUCAGAGUUUGGUACACAUAAAAAAUAUUUUCUACAUACACCUUCAGGAGGAUCCAUCAUUUUAGGCUGUAUUUAGGUAUUUUCCUUUACUUUUGAAAUGAAGUUCCUUAUCAUUUGAAAAUAUUACGGUUAUCCUUGAAAAAAGCUCCUCAAAACUUGGUUUAAAGGGGCUUUAUGUUUUUUUUUUUAACAAAUUAUUUACUAAUCACUGCUCUUAAUGUUUGUGUCUCUCUAUUCUGAGGUUCGACUUUUAGACCCCAUUUGCACCUUCCAUUAACAUCCAUGCUUAAUAAUCUGAUACCAAGUGGUAAUCCAUAAAGCUAGGUGUGAAUGCAACUUAGCACCUCUUUAAAAGCGUUUCUCUCCUCCCUCUUCUCAUUCAAGAAAACACUGAUGUACUGUUUUAUAGAUAAAGUUUAUGCAGUAGUGGUAGGGUCAAACUAACAACUCAAAUAGACAACAAGUCUAACUGAGCAAGACGUCCAUCAGUAAGACUGGGUGGAUGAAAAUAAGUCACGCAUUUAGCUAUCUGGCCGACCACCACAGAUUGGGUAAGUUGAUGGGAUAAUCUUAAAUGUGUGCCAUUACACAUGAGCGUCUACACUACAAAAAAAAAAAAAAAAAAAUCCUCAAGAAGGCCUCCAGACCACCUCCACGCAAUCUGAGCUAUCUGAUAUUAAAUCAGAGAUGGGAAAGAAUCAAAUAAUUGCACUGACAUAAAAAAAAAGUGACUUUGAUUUAAAUUUGCUCAAGUAGAAGUGAAAAUUCUGGCCCACAAAUCUACUUAAGUAAAAGAAAAAGGAGGUUUUUUUUAAAGUUUAGUCAAGUACUGAGUGGCUAAAUUUUGCAGUGUUAAAGUAACACUUAAAGAGUUACAUUAACACUGUAUCCCAGUUUAUAUGGUCCCACCCCAGAUUGGAGUUAAAUUGACUCUUUCCCCUGUGUUAAAAUUUUAGAGUUAGAUUAACUCUAAAUAGAGCAUAAUUUUUAAUCAACUAUGAAGUGUUUAAGAAUCACUCCCAAUGGUGUUGAUGGUUCACUCUUAAUUCAACUCCCAUUGUGUAAAAUUGAACACUUCUGCUGAGUUUAUAUUGUUCUCUAACAGUGUGAAUUUGUAGCAUUCUGAGUGUUACUUUCUGACUCAUUAAAUUGUGUUUUACCACUUAGGAUCAAUUUCUCUGGAGAUGUUUAAGGGAAGAAUUUAUGUAUCUAAAUAUAAAAUCAAUUACUAAUACAUAUGGCUUCAGUAGUUUCAUAAAGUAUGUGCAUGAUUGGUUUUUAUGUUUAAGUCUUUUAUUAUGCCAUGCUCAUUCAUACAACCAUAGUUGCCUCCACAACCAUAGGUGCCUCCACAUGUUUGGACAUCUAAAACACAUAUAAACACUCGGCCUGAUGGCGUCAUGGGAAGUUAUGCAGUUUUGAAAUGGAAGUAGGCAGAGCCUAGAUCAUAUGACUCUAUACAGAGUGGAUUAACACGGUCAAAUGACCCUGAUGAAGGCCACAAGCUGAAACUGGUUGGUCUAAUAAAUGUUCUCUAAUCAUCCUAACCUGGCAUGCCAGAUGGAUGUGUUUCACACAUCCAUCUGGUAAACCUCCAAUAGACAGCAUUUAGGAAAGGGCAGAGCCUUUGAAAAAAAUUCAGAGGGUGA